Coturnix japonica (Japanese quail) is the source of this 1582-nucleotide messenger RNA. The record is from RefSeq and is a predicted model, not a curated record. Lineage: Eukaryota; Metazoa; Chordata; Aves; Galliformes; Phasianidae.
CCUGGAAGCCUUAAAUUGACUUGGCCCGGGACCCCCAAACGAGCCCGUUCCCCUCAAAGUCCCGGGACCCCCAAAAUGGGGAGAGCCGGGACCCCCGAUAUGGGGGGAACCCAAAGCCCCAGGACCCCUGGGACCCCUGAAAUGGGGAGGGCUGGGACCCCCAGGAGCCCAGACAUGGGGGGGGGGAGGACCCCUGGGACCCCCGAAUUGGGGAGAGCAACGACCCCCGGGACCCCCAAUAUGGGGGAGAACCAGAGCCCCAAGACCCCCGGGACCCCCAAAAUGGGGAGGUUUGGGACCCCCAUUAGCCCUGAUUUGGGGGGUAUAAGGACCCCUGGGACCCCCAAAAUGGGGAGAGCCAGGACCCCUGAUAUGGGGGGGAUCCAGAGCCCCACAACACCUGGGACCCCCGAAUUGGGGAGGGCUGGGACCCCCAGGAGCCCUGAUUUGGGGGGUAUGAGGACCCCUGGGACCCCUGAAUUGGGGAGAGCAACGACCCCCGGGACCCCCAAAAUGGGGAGAGCCAGGACCCCCGAUAUGGGGGGAACCCAAAGCCCCAGGACCCCCGGGACCCCCGAAAUGGGGAGGGCUGGGACCCCCAGGACCCCCGGGACCCCUGAAAUGGGGAGGGCAUGGACCCCCAAGAGCCCUGAUUUGGGGAGGGUGGGGACCCUUGGGACCCCCGAAUUGGGGAGGGCCAGAAGCUCUGAUGUGGGGGGAACCCAAAGCCCCAGGACCCCCGGGACCCCCGAAAUGGGGAGAGUUGGGACCCCCAGGAGCCCCGAUUUGGGGGGGACAAGGAGCCCUGGGACCCCUGGGACCCCUGAAAUGGGGAGAGUAAAGAACCCAGGGACCCCCAAAAUGGGGAGAGCCGGGACCCCCGAUAUGGGGGGGAACCAGAGCCCCAGGACCCCCGGGACCCCCGAGAUGGGGAGAGUUGGGACCCCCAGGAGCCCAGACAUGGGGGGGACAAGGACCCCUGGGACCCCCGGGACCCCCGAAAUGGGGAGAGCCAGGACCCCCGAUAUGGGGGGAACUCAAAGCCCCAGGACCCCUGGGACCCCCGAAUUGGGGAGGGCUGGGACCCCCAGGAUCCCAGACAUGGGGGGGACGAGGACCCCCGGGACCCCCGAAUUGGGGAGAGCAAAGACCCCCAGGACCCCUGGGACCCUUGAGCUGAGCCCCCGCGCUGGCACCCGGGGAUGGGGCCCCGCCCUCCCACUUCCGCCCUCGCCCCGCCCCUCGAACGCCAUUGGUCCGGCGGUUCGGCCCCGCCCCUCCCCCCUGCGCCCCCGAUUGGAUCCUUGGAGCUGCGUCACUUCCGGUGCUCGCCAGGCCCCGCCUCCUCCUGAACCUUCGGCUCCCUCACGUGACCCCUUCGCCGACCAAUGAACGACGGGGCAAGACGGAAGUCCCGCCUCCUGCACUGGACCAAAGCGGAAGUUCCGCUCUCAUCUAUAUCAGGGAAAAAACCGGAAGUUCCGCCCUCAAGGGGAGCGGGCCGUGUGCACUGAAGCCUUAACCCCGCCCCUAAAGUGGGCGUGGCCACAAACGAGCCAAUAAAAACACACCGCUCCUCCAA